AUGGCUUCCCAGAAAAUCACUACUACCCUGGCGGCCAUCGAAUCAAACACCAACCAGCCCACCAAGCUCCAACAGUACAACGAGCUCCUCAAUGACAUCGUGGCCAGCUCAUCGGAGCACGAACUAGCCCAGGACCUCAUCUACUACCUCGACUCCAUCCUCGGCGAAGAUGUCAGCAUCGUCGCAGCUCGGCCCCUACUCGAUUCAUUCAUCACCGUCCUACAGAAGCUCGAGCCAGACACGAAGAUCAAGGUCGGACAACAUGCAGUGACGCUGCUCCAGUCACGGGCGACGUCAGUGGAGGAGCAGGAUUCACAGAUCCGAGAGAUUUUGGCCGAUGCCUAUGAGUCGCAGGACGAAUACACCGCCGCAGCGCGGGCGCUGCAGGGAAUCCAUGUCGACAGCUCGCAGCGGCUGGUCUCGGACGCGGCCAAGGCCCGGCUCUGGAUCCGCAUCGUGCGCUGUUACCUGGAAGACGACGACACUAUGAGCGCCGAGGUGUUUCUCAACCGCAUCAAGAACCUGCCUAGCAAGAUCGAGGACCACGACGCCAAGCUUUACUUUCAGCUGUCCCAGGCCCGUGUCCUGGAUGCCCGUCGCCGGUUUCUCGAUGCCGCGCAGGAAUACUUUAAUGUUAGUCUGGUACCAGGUGUGGAUGAGAAUGACCGGCUCACUGCACUGUCGGCGGCCAUCCGGUGUGCGGUCCUGGCGCCUGCGGGGCCACAGCGUUCGCGCUCUCUUGCCCGGCUGUACAAGGACGACCGUGCGCCUUCGGUGGAUGAGUUUGGCAUCCUAGAGAAAAUGUUCCUUGACCGGCUCCUCACUGCCGAAGAAGUCGCCGCCUUUGCGAAAAAGCUUGCUCCCCAUCAACUGGCCGUCACGGCGGACGGCACCACCGUCCUCGACAAGGCGGUGAUCGAGCACAACCUCGUCGCCGCGAGCAAGCUCUAUGAGAAUAUCACCGUUGAUGCCCUCGGAUCUAUCCUAGGCCUUGAGUCUUCAGGCGAUUUGUCUGCCGGUGAAAAGGCAGAGGCCUACGCCGCUCGCAUGGUCGAGCAAGGCCGGCUUCGGGGCCGGAUUGAUCAAAUUGACGGUGUCAUCGCCUUUGAUACCGAUUCUGCUGCCGCAGGAUCGAACGGCGCCACUCUUCGCCAGUGGGACUUGGGAGUCCAGGAACUUGCCGAAGACGUCGAGCGCGUGGCGGCCAGCAUCUCAGAUCAGUUCCCGGAGUUUGCCACGAGCCAGAUGGUACAUUAA
Messenger RNA from Penicillium alfredii, 1257 nucleotides. RefSeq names its product PCI domain-containing protein. Bases 1 to 1257 code for a protein of 418 amino acids. Gene Ontology annotation, cellular component: COP9 signalosome; cytosol. The record is from RefSeq and is a predicted model, not a curated record. NCBI's taxonomy places the organism in Eukaryota, Fungi, Ascomycota, Eurotiomycetes, Eurotiales, Aspergillaceae. The transcript has 2 exons.